Messenger RNA from Clonostachys solani, 1731 nucleotides. The record is from the annotation of a GenBank genome assembly. NCBI's taxonomy places the organism in Eukaryota, Fungi, Ascomycota, Sordariomycetes, Hypocreales, Bionectriaceae.
AUGGCCAACAAGAAAAAGGCCCAGGCCCCCAAGGAGAAGGGAGAGUGGCCCGCUGGCCGGAAGUCGCCAGAACAGCCCAGCAGCCACAAGAGGCCAGAUGCUGCGGCAGAGGAGCCUGAUACUGAUCUCGCUCAAAUCACGAAGUCCUUCUUCAUCCUCAGUGUGCUGGGCGUGGCAUCAUGCGUCUCCCAAGCAGGUCUCUCCCCAGUAUUUGGCGGCAUUCCAACGUCGAUAUACCACUCCUACCCCGUCAUGGCGGGAUGUUUCCUGGGCUGGGCUGGGAAUGUGGCUUUGGGACAACUCCCUUUCAAACCAGCCGAUGCCCUGCCCAUCAUCGCACUUUAUCUCCCGACAGUGCAGUUCUUUCUGUCCAGGUACAGUGACACCCUGGGCAACCCCUGGGGCCCAGUUGUGAUUGAGAGCUUGACUCUCUUCCCUCUUGCACUCUUCUCUGCGGCCUCGGUUGCAGACUAUCUGGAGGGGGUGAAAAUCCCCAUGCUCCCAAAGGCCUUUGGCGAUGCGGUUCCGGGGAUGGGUUCUUGGGCAGUGUUCAAAUUCGUGGAGACUCUGUUCCACGCCCAUCUGCCCCUCAUCGCCUCCAAGGGUUUCCUCUACACCCGCGUGGGGCUGAGCUUGGUGAUUGGGGGGCUGUACACGCUCUUCUCCCCGUCAAAGUACAUCGUGCUAGCCGUGCCGGCGCUGCUGCACACGGCCCUGUGGAAUACCAAUGCGAUGAUCCCGGCAGCGACGCAGAGGCUGAAUAACACUCUCCUGGCGGACAACUGGAUGCUCUUGGAUCGAAGGGAGUCCGUGACUGGCUACCUGUCGGUCCUCGAGAGCGUCGACAGGCAUUUCCGAGUUAUGCGGUGUGACCACAGCUUGCUGGGUGGGCAGUGGAAUGUUGCCAACGGCCUCAAGGUGCCGGAGCCCAUAUAUGGUGUCUUCGUCAUGCUGGAAGCUGUCCGCCUUGCCGAAUCGCAGCCCAAGGUUGCUGACACGGACGCAAGUGCGCUUGUCAUCGGCCUUGGAAUUGGAACCACUCCAUCCGCGCUGGUGUCUCACGGCAUUGACACCACCGUGGUUGAGAUUGACCCUGCUGUGCACGAUCUUGCUGUGAAGCACUUUGACCUCAAGCAGAACCGCGAGCCGGUUUUGAAGAAUGCCGUCAAAUACACGGCUGGCCUUGUUGAGCAAGGCAACCAGACCUUCGACUACGUCAUUCACGACGUCUUCACCGGUGGUGCCGAGCCGGUAGAUCUUUUCACGCUGGAGUUCCUUGAAGGCUUGAGUGCCCUUUUGAAGCCCGAUGGCGUAAUUGCGAUUAACUACGCUGGAGACUUCAAGCUCCCGGCUCCCAAGGUCAUCGUCAACACGAUCACAACUGUCUUCCCGACCUGUCGGUUCUUCCGUGAGAGCGCCGUCCAGGAGACAUCCAAGGAGCAAGAUGGCACCGACUUCACCAACAUGGUCAUCUUCUGCAAGAAGACCGAGGAAAAGCUGACCUUCCGCAAACCCGUCGCGCAGGACUUCCUCCGGAGCCGCGCUCGCGAAGUAUUCCUCGAGCCCAAGAACGAGGUUCAGCAGGCUGAUCUGUUCGGGGACAAUGAUGACGCCCAGCUCCUGAAUAAGAACAACACUGACAUGAUGACUGGGUGGCAUCACACCAGCGCUCUCGGCCAUUGGACUAUUAUGAGACAGGUCAUCCCGACCAAAAUUUGGGAACUUUGGUAA